Molecule: messenger RNA, 1497 nt
Organism: Amborella trichopoda
Lineage: Eukaryota; Viridiplantae; Streptophyta; Magnoliopsida; Amborellales; Amborellaceae
Source: RefSeq, a predicted model, not a curated record
AUCUUUUGCCUCACAAGAGAUUGGGUCCAAUUGCCUUGAGGAAGGGUCGUCUAUCCUUCUCUUGUUACUGACUACAUCAUGCUUUAAUGCAGUUUCUUCAAACAAAUUGUCCUUGAAACCCCCCAAAGUUUUUUUAAGAGUUACUUGGUAUUUUCCUUUACAAGGCUCCUGCAGUGCCCUAUGUUGAUUAAGGUUAUUUGUCGUAGGGUUUCACAAGCAUAUUGCAGUCCCCUAAGUUUUUCAAGGGUCACUUUGUCUACUCCUUUACAAGACUGAACCCCUUCUCCUCUGAUCUUUAGAAGAUGGACCCUCACUCUAGAAUAACUUCCAUGGAAUUGUUUGUGCAAAAUUUGCAGACCCAAAGUACUUGAUCCACCUCUAAAUCUUCGAUUCUCUGUUAUAUUGACAUAAGCCCACAAGGGUGUGGCAUGGGAUUGGAGACCAGCCAAAAUAAAACCUACAAGAAUUUUACUUUCUCAGAGCUUUAAUCAACAACAACACUCAAUGAACUUGCAUCCUUAACAGAGGAAACAUGAAAAAAAAUCAUACGAUUGCGCCGUAUUAGAUUUCACUGAUCAAGCUUAUUAGUGACUAAGGGCACGCAAAUUAACAGGAAAAUUGGGGGAAUGAAAAUUCCUAGCCUUCUUGUUUGAAAUUUCAGGGGUGUCUAGGCCCAAGAAAAGACUCAAAAGUAUUGUACCAUCAGAAAAUGCAUGAUCAUAGGCAUUUGAAAGUCGACAAAAUAACUCAUCUUCUCCCUCUCAACUAGUUGAAGAAGAAAAGCCAGAGAAAUCGAGAAAAUAUGGGGAUUUGUUUUACCUGGUUAAGUCUACGGAUGAGUUUUUGGCGAAGUUUCACUGAAUUUAGUUUCGGCCCGAACUGAGGCCAACACCUCCCUCCGAGAGAAGAGAUGUAUAUAAAUAGCUACAGUUUUAAGGGGCUCUGUAUGUUCGAAAUGAAGGGUUCAAUUCAGCAUCAGUUGCAGUCGCACAGGCUUCCACUGCGUCAUCGUCCCAGCUUCAAAACUUCUCGUGCGCCUUCUCCUGUGAAAGAUGCGGGAAAAUUCCAACCAGAGGAGGUCGCCAUUAAAGAUCAUAUCCCUGAAAAUAACACUCUAGCUAGCUUCUUACCAGAAACCCCAGACCUCAGCCCAGAAACCAGCAAGAUUGCAGGUCUACACAAGCAAGAGCGGCACAUCUCUAUUAACCACGAGAGCAAAGAAGAAGAGGAGGUAAAGGAUUCAGAGGAGAAGCUCAAAGAAGAAGAGCAGGUAAAGGAUUCAGAGGAGAAGCUCAAAGAAGAAGAGGAAGUCAAGGAUUCAGAGGAGAAGCUCGCUUUUACUGCAUUUCGUCUUUACAGAAAAAUUGAUGAUGGAGAGUCAAUGAGUAAUUACAACACUGGUUUGGCCGUGGCACGCGAUGCCCUAGCUUGUGCUUUCUGGAUGAUGGCUUGCUCCUGAUGUUCUUCUUUUUCAUCAAAAACCCUCAUCCCUCUCAA